UAGGAUGGUGUGCCUUCUUAAUUAGUGUACUUAGAUCGGUUGAAUAGUUAAGAGAAGUUUUUUUUUUUUUAUAGAAUUUCUUAAUAGUAUCGAGAAGACAAUACGAUAAGCGAAGAGUUGGAUUUUUUCUUUCCAUUAUUUUUUCUUAUUCGUUCAACGCGAUUGUUCGUUACGAAAGGAAAUAUCGAAAAAAAAAAAAAAAAAAAAUAGUAUUAGGGACGUGAAAAAUUUUGUAGGACUUGCGUGGCUACAAUCUAAAUAACAUGUCUGAUACGAGACGUCGUAGAAAAUCCAAUCAGUCCUGUAAUUCAGACGAUCUCUCCGAUUCUUACGAAGAGUUGAACGCCACUAAAGAAACGCAAAGUAGUGAACAGACUGAUGGUCAUCAGGAUUCAGAAUGUGAUGUUUACGUGACAGAUUCCGAUGCUGAAUCGCAAGAAGGUGUAUUGCGAGAAAGUGGAGAUGGACAAGAGGAAGAGAAACCACAAAAAAAAUUAGAUGAUGAUGAAGAUAGACGAAAUCCUCAAUAUAUACCAAAACGUGGAACAUUUUAUGAACAUGAUGAUAGAACUACGGAUGAAGUUACAGAAACUAGUACUGAAACUACUAAUGAAAGAGAAACUAAAGAAAAGAAAGUAUGGAAAGAUAAAGAAGAUAGAUGGGAUCAUGAUAGAUACAACCACGAAGAACAAGCUCCUAAAAGUCACGAAGAAUUAAUAGCAGUUUAUGGUUAUGAUAUUAGGAAUGAGGAAGGUCCACCUAGAGCUAGAAGGAGAAGAAGAUAUGGACGUGGACCAAAUAAAUAUACACGUAAUUGGGAAGACGAAGAUGCUUAUGGUAAAACUGGUAACAAUACAACAUCUAAAAGCAAUAAUAAAAAGUUCAGUAGAAGUGGAGAAGAUUUUCCUGCACUCGGUACUAAUAAGAAUUCCUCUACAACUGUUGAGGAACCGGUAAUAUCAUCAGCCUGGUAUAAUAGUAAAAGUAAGACUAUAAAUAAAACCCAAAAUUUUCCACCCUUACAAUCACAGCAUGACAUGCAAAAAACCAAACCUUCUGGAGCAUCUGUUGGCCAAACAAAUGAAAACAAAGUUCCAAACGAGUCCAAUAAUCCGGCUUGGAAAAAAGAGGGUAAACAUGGAGCACACAAUCAAAAUUCCAAUGGAAACAAUGGAUCUAACGGAGAUGCGGAAAAAUCUUUUGAAACUAAAACUUUAUCAAGAGAGAGUAACAAACGAAACAUACAAGAUUCGACUAAUUUCGGAACAAACAGAGCUCGUGGAAGAGGAUUUAAGGCUAACGCCAAUAACAAUAUGUUGAGCAAUAAAAUUAUUGAAACAAAACCUAAAGGAAGAGGAGCUGGACCAAUUAAUUCUGAUAAUAGACGUAAUAAUACGAUACAACACGACGAUGAUAAUCAAAUUACGCACGACAUGAAAAAUAUUCACAUCAACGAUGGCGCGCAAUAUCAUCAAAGUGGUAAACAUAAUAAAAAUUAUUAUGCACAAUCUUCUGGUCAACAAAGAGCUAACACUGUGCCUCCAAGAAUGCAACAACAGCAAUCUCAUCCAACGCAAUCGCAACAAGGACACCAAUCGCAACAAACAGUUCAACAACAACAACAACAACAAAAUCAACAACAACAUCAACAACAACAACAACAGCAACAACAACAACAACAACAACAAGACAGCUCUGGUAAUAGACCAAAGCGAUACUCCAGCCUUCGUCAACGUCCUGCGGUUUCAGAAAAUCCUACGCAACAGAAUUAUCAGCCCCCUCAUGGACAACAUGGACAACAUGCACAACACACACAACACGCACAGCAUGCUCAGCAUUCACAGCAUGCUCAGCAUGGGCAACAUGCUCAGCAUAGUCAGCAUGGCCAGCAUGGCCAACAUGGACAGCAUGGCCAGCAUGGCCAGCAUGGCCAGCAUAGUCAGCAUGGCCAGCAUGGUCAGCAUGGCCAGCAUGGACAGCAUGGACAACAUGGGCAACAUGGUCCACAUGGGCAACAUAAUCAACAUGGACAACAUGGACAACAUGGAUAUUUUGCUCCUCAAGCUGGAAAUUCAAGAGGCGUUUUAGAUUCUCAAGGGUAUCCUCCUGGGCAUUUCGAACAAACUGCACCUGUUGCUGCUCCAGCUGCACCUAUGGGUGGACAACCAGUAAUACCUUUGCCACCAAAUGGUCAACCUGCUAGCUAUGCUCCACCUCCAUUUUUGGUGCCACCACCUCAAUUUAUACCACCUCAAACUGCUCCUCCUAGCAUAAUUAAUUAUGUCCCUGGCCCUAAUGGGCCAGCAUUUCCACCAAACUUUCAAGGAUAUCAAAGUUAUACUCCCCCAGUUCCAGCGCAAGGACCACCUCCGCCGCAAGAAUUAUAUCAACCACAAGGCUGUACUUAUUAUAGUACUGCGCAACAACAACAACCAACAGCUCCUAUAAGACGACCAAAGGCAGCCAUUCCAAUUCUUCCACCUCCAGAUAAUCAGCAGCAUCAAAGUAAUCGUGGCAGAGGUAGAAGUAUUCAAUCUAAUCAACAAACUAACCAACCUGGUAGUGUACAACAAAGUGAACAAGAAGUUAAAAGUAACUCCGUGGAAAGUGAUCAAAAAAAUAUGUUAGGACAAUUUGAUAAUCUACAAAAUGAUCAGUCGGAAUCGAUCCAACAAAAGGAAGAAACCUCGAGUAUUAUAACAUCGAGUGAUAUAGUAAACAAAGAAACUGUAAGCAAAAAUAUUAACAACGUUAAUAUAACAUCGGUAGAAAAUUCAGUUGUUACGAUGGAUAAAGUAGAAGAUACAAGUAAUAAAGAAAUACCGCAGAUAAUUGAAGAUAGCGAAAGUGUAAUUACUUCCAAGUCUAUACAAUUGGACAUUGAUAAGACUGAUAGCGAGCCAUCUAAGCUUGAAACUACUAUUUCUGAAACUUCUGUUGUUGAGGAAGCGGUUGCCUAAAUAAUCUAUAUGAUGUUAUAGAUAGAAUGAGUUAUUAAAAUGUCUAAAUGUUCUUUAUAAUAAUCAAGUUUGGAAGAAGCUAACUUAUCGUAAAGAUAUAUCCUUUUGUUUAAUUGCGGUUUUAUAAGAUCUUUUGUAGAGAUAUUAGAAAAAAUGAUACACCAGAUCAAUCCAAAUGUUAGUCGUCUCAGUAAGUUGCUUCUUGUAUACAGAAUAAUCAAGAUUCCUCUUAGAAAAUCAGGAUAUAUCUGUUAUAUCUACAAUCAGGUUUGUCUAAACUAGUGGAAUAUCCGUUUGAAUUUUCUUUAUGAAUUGUUUAAUAUGAAAAUUAAUUUAAGAUUUAUAAUAAAUCGAUAAGUCGAUGAAAGAUCGUCAAUCAUUUUUUAUAAACGAGAAUUGGUUAUUUCAAUGUCAGUAGAAGAAACGUGUAGCCUUGAAUAUUCAGUUAGACAAGUCUGUAUAAUAUCACGUUACAGAUAUAAUAUUAAUUCUAAAUCAAUUAUGUAACUCAAUCGGACUAUGUACAUUUCUAGAUAUGUCAAAAUUGAUAAUUUAGAAUUACGAUUAAAUCGUAAAGCUAAUUUAUAUUGAUUCGUCUUCAACUAUACUGCCAUGUAUUUUAAAUUGGGUUUUUCUGCAAUAUCUGAUAUGCA
Molecule: messenger RNA, 3613 nt
Organism: Polistes dominula (European paper wasp)
Lineage: Eukaryota; Metazoa; Arthropoda; Insecta; Hymenoptera; Vespidae
Gene: btz
Product: CASC3 exon junction complex subunit
Biological process (GO): mRNA processing
Cellular component (GO): exon-exon junction complex
Molecular function (GO): mRNA binding
Source: RefSeq, a predicted model, not a curated record